AUGAAAAUAUAUGAAGUAUACCACUGGGAGGAAACCACUCAAUAUGACCCUAAAACCAGUGAAAGCGGGCUGUUUGCCAAUUACAUAAACACAUUUUUAAAGUUUAAGCAAGAGGCAAGCGGCUCCCCUGACUGGAUACAAAAUGAACAAGACAUGAAGAAUUACAUAACUCAAUAUAUGGAGAAAGAGGGUGUUUCAUUGGAUCGGUCAAACAUUAGGAAGAAUCCAGGUUUGAGAGCGCUGGCUAAACUAUGUCUCAAUAGCUUUUGGGGUAAGUUUGGUCAACGUCUCAAUAUGCGUCAGACAGAGUUCUUUCACGAAACGCAGGCAAACCUUUUCUUCCAACUGUUUUCUGAUCCUACGAAACAACCACUCAAUUUUCAUAUCCUUUCCAAUGACAUGUUACAAGUAGAAUGGCAAUUCAAACAAGACUGUCAACCCGAAGAUAAUAAAACAAACAUCUAUUUAGCUACUUUUACAACUUGUUGGGCCAGACUUAAACUUUACAGUGUACUCGAAAAGCUCAAUAGGAGGGUUCUGUAUUAUGAUACAGACAGUGUGAUAUAUGUAAGUCGCCCAGGACAGUAUGAUCCUCCAUUAGGUGAUUACUUGGGGGAACUUACAGAUGAGCUUGACGGUGGGGAGUACAUUGUAGAGUUUGUCUCUGGUGGCCCUAAAAAUUACGCUUACAAAACCAGUAAAAAUAAAGAGACGUGUAAGAACCCGUAUUGCUAUAAUGGAAAAAAAUUUAUUUUGGUUCCCUACGAAAAAUAUCGGCGUAUGCAACAGUUCAAGUAUACCGUAUCUGGAGAAACAAAAGAUGAUGAGCCCAUACAUCCUAAAGUGGCCAGAGCCUCAUUAACUCCACCAGGGGAAAGCGCGAUCAAGAAAGAGAAAAAAACUAAAAAGACUCAUAAAGCAAAUAUAGACUGGAUCUCGUUUUAA
Mercenaria mercenaria is the source of this 945-nucleotide messenger RNA. RefSeq lists its product as uncharacterized. Gene Ontology annotation, molecular function: DNA binding; nucleotide binding; DNA-directed DNA polymerase activity. The transcript is spliced from 2 exons. The record is from RefSeq and is a predicted model, not a curated record. Gene Ontology annotation, biological process: DNA replication. Bases 1 to 945 code for a protein of 314 amino acids. Lineage: Eukaryota; Metazoa; Mollusca; Bivalvia; Venerida; Veneridae.